Messenger RNA from Bombyx mandarina (wild silkworm), 3128 nucleotides. RefSeq names its product vacuolar protein sorting 16 (gene Vps16A). Gene Ontology annotation, molecular function: actin binding. The record is from RefSeq and is a predicted model, not a curated record. Gene Ontology annotation, cellular component: cytoplasm; endosome; lysosomal membrane. Gene Ontology annotation, biological process: intracellular protein transport; vacuole fusion, non-autophagic; endosomal transport. Lineage: Eukaryota; Metazoa; Arthropoda; Insecta; Lepidoptera; Bombycidae.
AUGUCGGCUCUACUAACAGCUGAUUGGUUCCAACUGGACACAUAUUAUCGAAAAUUUGAUCUCUACACAAUGAACUGGAUGAUGGACGAAGGUUUGGAGAAUAUGAUAGUUAGCGGUGCACCGUAUGGUGGCCCAAUGGCAGUAGUGAGAGACCGUAAACAAUUUGUUCAAAUAAAAACCACCACUAAACCUGUUAUAACAAUCUACAACUGCUCAGGAAAUGUUAUAUCAAAGAUAUUGUGGAACAGUGGUGUCCUACUACAUAUCGGAUGGUCUGAUGGUGAACAGCUACUUUGUAUUCAAGAAAGCGGUGAUGUCCUUAUUUAUGACAUGUUUGGAGCUUACCAGAAAACUUUCAAUAUGGGCCAAGAAGUCAGAGAUACAAAAGUUUGUAAAGCUCAGUUGUUUCCAAAUCCUCAUGGUAUAGGACUAGCUGUUAUCACUACAACUAAUAGAAUGUUCCUUGUGAGUAAUGUUUCUGAACCUAAAGCUCGACCGGUUCCUGAUAUACCAAGAGCCAAUGAACCGAUAUCAUGCUGGUGCGCUGUAAACUCUAGUUUUAUAGUGUGUCGAGAUAAAGAGAUUUAUAAAUGCCAACUAGGUGAAUCCAGGGCCAUUCUUUUGCGUCCAGAAAUCAAGAACCCCUACACACAGAUCCUAUCUAUCGUGGCUUCACAGAAUGGCAAGCACAUUGCGUUCUUUACCGACUCUGGUUUCCUAUGGAUUGGAUCUUCCGAUUUGAGGAAUAAUUACUGCGAGUUAGAUACGGAUUAUAUUAAACAACCCAAAGAAUUCAUGUGGUGCGGUUCCCAAGCUGUGGCCGCACACUGGGACGACACUUUGUGCAUGUACGGUACUAAAGGCAAUAGUGUUGCGUAUCCAUACGAUGGGCCCUUCCACUUAAUUCAGGAGAUGGACUGCAUAAGGAUUGUAUCAGAAAUGACCCAUGAACUCGUGCAAAAGGUGCCUUUUGUUGUUGAGAAAAUAUUCCGGAUCAAUAGCACGGCGCCCGGCUCGUACCUAGUUGAAGCUUCUAAGCAAUUUCAGAAACGCAGUCACCGAGCUGACGAGUACAUCCGGCUAGUGAAGCCCGACCUGUCCGCCGCCGUCGCGGACUGCAUAGAUGCAGCCGCCUUCGAGUUCAGUCCGGACGUGCAGAAGAUGUUGAUCAGGGCCGCGCAGUUCGGGAAAUGCUUCCUGAUGGACCCCGUCAUCACGGAGCUCUACGUCAAGACGUGUCGCUGGUUGAGAGUUCUGAACGCCGUCAGAGAUCCUAAAGUGGCUAUACCUUUAACAUCUAUGCAAAUGCGUAAUCUGGGCGAACGAAUACUUCUUGACCGGCUCAUAUGGCGCCGACUGCACUGUUUGGCCGGACACAUCGCUUCCUACCUGCAACUGAAGGACGGACGCACGAGAGUCCUGUCCCAUUGGGCUUGUUACAAGGUAACUCAGCCUCACUUGGACAACGAGAGUGCCGCAAGGGAGAUAGGUGAGAAGCUACGGAAUGUCCCUGGCAUAUCGUACACAACGAUAGCCAUGAAAGCUGCCGAAAAAGGAAGGAAAGCUCUAGCUAUAAAAAUCCUGGAGUACGAGGCACAUAGCAAAUUACAAGUUCCAUUGCUAUUGUCACUCGGCGAAGGUCCGACUGCGCUGCUGAAGGCGACCGCCAGCGGCGACACGGACUUGGUCUACGUUGUUCUGUUGCAUCUCAAGGAAAAAAUGGGAAAACAUGACUUUGAGCUCACAAUCCGCAGUUUCCCGUUAGCGCACGCCCUGUACAUCAAGUACUGCGCAAGUCACAACCGCGAGGCCCUGCGCCUGGUCUACGUUCAGGAGGACGACUUCCAGGGUCAAGCCGCCACUCACAUAUGUGACGCCAUCGAGCAGACCAACCCGGGCAGCGCGGAGGCCUCGCUGAUAUCCGCCAGGGAAUGUUACAAAAAGGGCAAAAAUGAAUUAGGUGCAUCUGUGUGCGAGGACGCCCGGAAGCUGUGCAAGCAACAGUCCAGUCUCCAGGAGACGUACGGAACGAGCUUCGUGGGGCUGUCGCUUCACGAUACCGUCAAAAAGCUUCUGGACCAAGGAGAAGUCAGAUUGGCAGACAAACUGCGAUCGGAAUAUAAAAUGCCCGAUCGAAGAUAUUGGUGGCUUCGUAUCCUAAAACUAGCCGAGAAGUCCAAUUGGGAGGAAUUGGAUAAAUUUUCGAAAUCAAAGAAAUCUCCAGUCGGGUACGAGCCGUUUGUUGAUGCCUGUCUCAAGUACAACAAGGCGGACGAAGCACUCAAGUACUUGCCGAGAUGCAGGGAUGAGAUCAAAAUUAAAUACUACGUUAAAGCUGGGUAUUACGCGGAGGCCGCCGAAGUCGCAUACGAACAGAAAGACGAAGCCGGCUUACAUUUCGUUCAAAACAAAUGCCCGAUGCAAGACUUCGACAAUCAAGCCAAAAUAUCGGGACUCCUAGAACAGUUGAAAAUUAAGAAAUGAUCGUUUUCGUUUGCCGUCUCCGUCGACUGCACGCUGUGGCUGUGACCCGGAAUAGGAUAUAUUCACAAAACUCAAUAUCACUUAAUGUAUAUCAUGAAAACGUACCCUAAAGCACGUCGCACCUUUAGCUGCGUGGUGCCGACUUAGACUUAGAAUAUAUCUCUGUGGGUAGGGUGGCCGCGUUCUCAGAAUGCAAUACCAUUUACUGGUGGUUAAGCAUCCUGUAAGCCCACGCGGGUAGGUACCACCACCCUUUUUUUUAACGCUGGGAAAUCCAUUUACGGGUACCCGGUCGAGGGGGGUAACGGACCUGGUUAUGUCGGACUCCGGCGCCUCAGGAGAGAAAGAGGGGGAGAAGAAAAGGACCGAGGUGCUCCACGUCCCCCAAUUUCUCACAGGAGACUGUGCCUUGAAAAAGGCGCGCGAAGCACUUGCCCUGCACAACCGACUACCGACUAAACCCCAUCGAGCUCCACCACACCGAAUACACGAAACUUACGGUACCGCAGUGCGCACAGAAAGUCCCGCCUUCGCCGGUUUCCGUCCUGAUAAUAGGACGGAAUCUCAUCCACGGGUUUUUUUUUUAUUGCUUAGAUGGGUGGACGAGCUCACAGCCCACCUGGUAUUAAGUGGUUACUGAAGCC